Anas platyrhynchos (mallard) is the source of this 3271-nucleotide messenger RNA. Its product is annotated as olfactory receptor 12D2-like. The record is from RefSeq and is a predicted model, not a curated record. Lineage: Eukaryota; Metazoa; Chordata; Aves; Anseriformes; Anatidae. Gene Ontology annotation, molecular function: G protein-coupled receptor activity; olfactory receptor activity. Gene Ontology annotation, biological process: G protein-coupled receptor signaling pathway. Gene Ontology annotation, cellular component: membrane.
GAUGUUUUUCCCCAGGUGGGUUUCAGUGAAAAACCCUUCUAUGCUUAAAGGCAGCAAAUAACAUUUAAGAAAUUGAAGUGUUUGUAUUUCAUAGAGAAUAACACCUCUAACUCUUCAAAUGCAGCAAUGUACAAAAGAAAUGUUGCUCACUGUAUGGAACCUUGGAGCACCUUCUGUUGUCCAUUUUUGAUUAAAAAAAUAAAUAAACUGAAACUGCAUAUUUUUAAAGACCAAAGAACUAUCUGGAAGAAAUAGUAACCAUUAGAAAUGGCAAUGCUGAACCGCACAGAGGUCAGUGAGUUCAUCCUUUUGGGCCUCACCGAUAUCCAAGGUCUACAAUACUUUUUCUUCAUCUCCUUCCUGUUGCUCUACCUAACUAGUCUUCUGGGAAAUGGUGUCAUUGUGACCAUGGUGAUAUCUGAGCCACGGCUCCACACACCAAUGUACUUCUUCUUGGGGAACCUUUCCUGCCUGGACAUUUUUUACUCUACAGUUACUGUUCCCAAGAUGCUGACUGGUUUUCUCUUUGGGCAUCAGCCUAUUUCUUUUGCUGGGUGCUUAGCCCAGCUCUACUUCUUCCACUUUCUGGGCAGUACUGAGGCUGUGCUCCUGGCCACCAUGGCUUAUGACCGCUAUGUGGCCAUUUGCAACCCACUGUGCUACACCCUUGUCAUGAGUCAAAGGACUUGUCUGCUGCUGGCUGUGGCCAGCUGGUCCAUUGGUUUUGUACAUGCCAUGAUGCAUUCAAUUAUGACCUCUCAACUGAGUUUCUGUGGGCAUAACCAAAUUCAUCACUUUUUCUGUGAUAUCAAGCCACUGUUGUAUUUGGCUUGUAGUAGUACCAGCCUCAACAUGAUCCUCCUUAAUGUUGUCACCACAUCUAUUGCUCUAGGCCCAUUCAUUCUCAUAGUCCUUUCCUACCUAUACAUCAUCUCCUUCCUCUUACAGAAAGUCCAGUCUCAGGAAGGAAGAUGGAAGCCCUUCUCCACCUGUGCCUCUCACCUUACUGUUGUGGCACUACUGUACAUACCACUAUUCUUCAAUUAUACACCUCCAUCCUUGAGCAGCUCCUCUAUAACAGACAUGCAGGUGUCUGUCAUGUACAGUGCUAUCACCCCAGCUAUGAACCCCUUGAUCUACACUCUUAGGAACCAGGAGGUGAGAUCUGCCCUGAAUAAAACAUUAGGGAGAAAACUCUCCUGGUGGAAAGUGACCAAAAGAGGAACAAAAUUCAGAAUGUAAUUACUCCACCAUUCAUAUUUACAAGAGAUCAAGAGGAUGCUGUAUUACAAGAGGCUAAAAAAUCACUCAUUAUCUCAUGUAGUUCAGCACAUUACAAUUUAAUUGAUUAGAUGUAAAUCAGGGGAAAUAUUCAAGGCCUUGGUGUUUAUUCUGUCAGUGUAGGUGUCUUUUAUUGUAGCCCAUCUAGUCUCCAGCAUCCAGUACAGAAGCAUGUUUGUCUCUUGCAGGAUAUGAGCCAAAGCUGACAGUCCCAUUCAGUAGUCCUGGAAAAUACAAAGUAUUAUAGUAUUACUUGAUGGCUCUGAUUAGGAAGCUCACACUCUGUAUAUCCCUAGAGAGCUAGUAUGUGUUACAUUCUGGAUGUUGCAUAGCCUGAGAAUUUUGCCAACAUUUGACUUGAGUCAGCUCUUUUUUGGGGGUCCAUAUCUUUUCAUUAAGUAUAAGGGGAGCCUUACUAAUGAACUUGUAGUUAAAUGUAUGCUUAAAAAUGGAGAUGAGGAUGAAGUGUACAUUUUUAGACAACUACAUCAAGACCUUUCACCUGAAUUCCACCCUCCUGGCUAUCUUCUACUUUUCUGCCCAUCUUACUUACUCCUGACUGUGCUAAAUACUUUUGUCAAGAUUUCUGAAGAUGCUGACCCCCAACUUCUAAAAAAGGCAUCGUGAACAAGGCAGACAUUCUUGCUGUCAUAACACUGAACACAUCACACUGAACAGUCAGCUUGGAAUUCCGCACCCACUCUGAGCACUCAGAUGCCCCUUCUAGCACUCUUGGACUUUAAGAACUGCUUGGACUUUAAGAACUGCCUAAGGCAGACAGAAGAUUUGACAAGCUUUUUAUAUACACUCAGAAGAAAUGAUAUGUUGUGGCAUAAUGUUUUGUGACAAUGUAUGUAGGAAGAUACAAGAUAAAUUUCAACACCAGCUUUACUGCAAUGCAGGGUGAAUAGGAAUGAGCAGGAAUCAGGUAUACAGCUAACACCAGCACUCGGACUGAACCUAUUAUUUUUUAAUUUUUUAAAAAAAAUUUUUAUUUAUUUAAUUAUUUUUUUAGCUAGAGUGUUGCAAAGGAGCUGUUUCCCUCCCUGCAAACCUGCCUGGUGUUCAGUUCUGCACUGGUGCAGAAAGAAACUGUAAAUCUACACCGAGCUUGCAAAGGGUAUAUGUGUGCUGUCUUUGAGAACAAACCAGAGAGAGAUCUCUGCUACCAACUUGGUGUGCAAACUGGCAUUUGCCCUAAAAAUGGUAGUUUGCACCUCACGGAACGAACUGCCUGUAAUCACAUGCCAUAUGGUUAGAUCUCUUUUGGGUCCCGUCUUGUAUGCAGCCAUUUAGCACAACCCCAAAAAUGUUGAUGUUCUUACUUAAAAAAUUUCAGUUCAAAAAAGGGAGUUUUGUUUGUUUGUUUUGUUUUGGCUGUUAUCUCUGCCCUGUGUCCCUGGAGGUAGCAUGAAGAAAGGACAGGUGUUUGAUAAUGCUGUUGAAAAGAAAUGUGGGAGAUUCUUACUGGUUAUGUAAGAACUCAGUGCCCUGUGAUAGGAAUGGAAUUAAAGAGUGAUACAGUGUAAGGUAGUCUAUUCUUCUUUUUGGCAAAAGGGUAUAGGGAAAAAAAGGGAAGUUUGGAACCAUAUAUUUUUUUCAUGGACUAGUUUUCACCUACUGGAACUUUCUGUUUUGUUUUUGCUGAUGGUAUUUAAUGAGUAUAUACUUAUGCUAAAGCAUUUGGAAAACUGAAUUUCAACUGCAUCUUACAAACAAACUAUAUGAAUCUUCAUCACCAAACUGAGCCUGUGAUUAUUGCUAUUGUGUUGAGACUAGAAGACUACCCAAACCUUUACAAAAGUCCACACUGAACGCCCAUGGACUUAGAAUUGUAUAAUCGUAGAAUGGUACCCAAACAUUGGUCAAUGACAAGAACAAAUGAGAACACUGUUGCAUUAUAAUCAAUGGAUAUUGAUUUAUCUGCUGUAUCUCGUGUAGCCAACUUCAAAUUUGAUGAAUUUAAAGAGAUUCUUAGAGCUGUUGUCAA